Messenger RNA from Aureobasidium uvarum, 1548 nucleotides. Lineage: Eukaryota; Fungi; Ascomycota; Dothideomycetes; Dothideales; Saccotheciaceae. The record is from the annotation of a GenBank genome assembly.
AUGUCCAGACCUAGUCUUGUCAGAUCUGGUACUUCGACGUACAGUCAAGUUGGCAGCAAAGAUCCGGAUGUCAUCAUGUCACAAAACGCAUAUGCUCUAAGCACGCCUUCAUCUCAAAAGUCCAACAGGCAGCUGGGUUAUGUCCCUGACACACCAAAUGGAGCAAAUGCACCCUUAAUCCAUACUUCUCCUUCUCAAGAGGCUGCUGGUCCAUCAAGAUACAUCUCGCCUCCCCCAGCGAUGCCGAGAUCUCGACCAGGCACUUCCGCUGGCGGGCCCUCGACAGCAGUCAUCCCUCGCCCCGGUACCGCACAAACUGUUCAACCAAGGGAACGCUCGAUGAGCAACUCAAACACGCAAUCGUACUGGGGACCACUUCCUCGUGGCUACAACGGUGAGAGUUACGACAUGGGCUCCCGCCCAGCAUUUUACAGCCGCCGCUCUUACAACGACUACGAGAAUAUGGGUGCUCAAUUUGAAGACUCAGAUACACAGGCUUUGGAGCCUACUUCCCGCAGCAACCCCAAACAAGCUUCCGUCGAUCCAUUCCCGACUGAUGUGCAGAGGAUCCCUAUUAACUCUGAAAGCCCUUUGCAUCAAGUGCGUCGUGCACCUUCAGACUCGUUCAGGAGUUUACGCUACGAUACCAAGAAGCGCUCCUAUCGCUUUGACAAUCUCUCGGACAUUGAGAGCGAAAGAAGUGCCGGGCGAGGUGCCAAUGGUCCGGGCUCUUUCUACAGGAAUGGACGACCUUCUACUCCGGUCGAGGAGAUUCUGCGGUUACCUUUGACUUGGUGGAUGAACUCCACUGCUAAGAAUCCCAUGAUCGGCGAAUUCGUCGGCACGACCAUGUUUCUCUUUUUCGCCUUUGCCGGCACCCAAGUCGCCAACGUCGGAGCUUCAACCACCACUACCACGAACGCCACCAAUGGAUUCUCACCCCUUGUCCUGCUUUACACCUCCGUCUCUUUUGGCUUUUCCCUCAUGGUAAAUGUCUGGAUCUUCUUCCGUAUCUCUGGCGGGCUGUUCAAUCCUGCCGUCACUCUUGCCAUGGUUAUGGUAAAGUCUCUGGAUUACGUUCGAGGUAGUUUACUUUUCCUAGCACAGAUCUCUGGCAGUCUGUUGGCGUCGGUGCUGGUCAGAGCACUCUUUCCCACGCCACUGAAUGUCAGGACGACGUUGAGUGCAGACACCAGUAAAGUUCGCGGUGUCUUUAUCGAAGCCAUCCUGACUGCCGAACUCGUCUUCACCAUCUUCAUGCUUGCAAAGGAGAAGCAUCGUGCUACUUAUAUGGCUCCAAUCGGCAUCGGCCUUUCGCUGUUCAUCGCCGACUUUGGUCCUUGCGCCGUUACUGGAGUCUGGGACAAUGAGCAUUGGAUAUAUUGGCUAGGACCCGCACUGGGCGCACUCAUCGCAGUGGUGUUUUACAAGUUCAUCAAGAUUCUGGAGUACGAGAUUGCGAACCCGGGACAAGAUGCCACGAGCGAAGAUGUCUCGCCGCCGCUGAGUAGGGAUGGGGUGUGGAGGAAGAAAGACGAGGAGGCCUGA